CCGUGUGCAGUGUGUUUUUCGGCUUCGACGCGCGUACAAACUGAACAGAAAUAAAUAAUAGUAAAUUGAAACUAUGCCAAGAGCAAUUUAAAAAUAAAUUAACAAAUCGUUAGAAAUUUGCAUUCAUUUACAUGCAGCUUGCAAUGCUUUCUCCGUACGGUACGUGACUUCAGCACCAUCUGAUUUCGUGUGGUUUGUUUUUGUUUGCAUUUAGUGGCAAAAAAAAAAAAAAAAAACACACACACAUUUGCUUGUUAAGAGAAAUCUGAUUGCGAAUAGAAACCAAAAAAGAAAAGUGAAUUGUGUGAACAAAAUGCCAUCGUUUAUAUUGGUACCACCGGUGGCGAAGCCAUUAGCCGCCUUCGAGCCACACCCCUCGAGGUCCUCUCCGGAAGUGCAGGCGAAAAGGCGGAAUUUGUUCGGUACGUGUGCCAGCGCCGAAAUCGACGCCCUUCUAGCCGAGGAGAACUCUCGCCAGGUCCACUACAUGGCGGAGCGCUAUAACAUAGAUCUCGAUAAAUUAGAGGAAAAGUGCAAUCAGCUGAGUUCAGUGGAGCCUGUGAAAACGCAAACGUUUAUCGUUAGCAUUAGCGAAAAGAAAAGUUUUAAACUUGCGGACUUGGAAGCGCAACAAGUAAUUCUAGUUGCACAAAAAAACAGCGUUAAACGCAACUUUCCUGUGCGCAAAGCUUACAAAGGAGAUUCGAGAGUGCCAAAACGUAAAAUUAAUCAGAUCAGCAGCGACCACGUUGAGGCUGAUAGCCAUAAUAGCGAAAUUGGGCCAAUUGGGGAGAAGAGGAUGUGCAAAGGGUGUAGGAACAAUAACUGCAAUAAUUGAUAUUUAUUACAUAUUUUUUUUUAUUAUUAUUUAACUUAUGUUUUUUUUAUAUGUGUAUAUUUUUGUUUAAACAAAACCAAGACUUAACAGUACAUUUAGUGGGCUUCAAAUACGACAGCACACCAACACGCACACUCAAAAAAAAAAAAAAAAAAAAAAAAAAAACAUUACAAAUUAAUUACUAA
Molecule: messenger RNA, 1023 nt
Organism: Drosophila arizonae
Lineage: Eukaryota; Metazoa; Arthropoda; Insecta; Diptera; Drosophilidae
Gene: glec
Product: gliolectin
Source: RefSeq, a predicted model, not a curated record